AUCUAUUCUUUCACCAAGAGGAAAGUCAGGUUUCUCGUCAUAUCUGAUCCGAUUCUCUCAAGUGUACCUCUAUAAUUACUCUCGGACCCAUGGAACCCAGUUAUCAACAAAAAAGGCAGUACAUAUAUACCGUGUGAAAUGGCAGGUUGUAUGUCAAAAUAUUUGAUGGAUGAUGAUUGUACAGAUGGAUAAAAUGUCUGCUCCCUCAUCACGGGAGCUGGCUCAACGACUCUACGAUAAGAAUAUGGAGUUGGAGAAUAGACGUCGUAAGUCAGCUCAGGCAAGAGUUCCCUCAGAUCCAAAUGCCUGGCAGCAAAUGCGUGAGAAUUAUGAAGCCAUAAUUCUUGAAGAUCAUGUGUUUUCUGAGCAACACAAUAUAGAAUAUGCUCUCUGGCAGCUACAUUACAGAAGAAUUGAGGAAUUCAGGACGCACUUCAGUUCUGCUUUAGCAUCAAGUACAAGUCUAAAGGGUCCUCCUCGGCCUGAUCGAGUCAGUAAAAUACGUCUGCAGUUUAAGACGUUCCUGUCAGAAGCCACUGGAUUUUACCAUGAUCUAAUUUUGAAAAUUAAAGCAAAAUAUGGGCUACCUCUCGGUUAUUUCUCUGAGGAUUCAGAUAAUAGAUCUGUUAUGGACAAAGAUGGAAAGAGAUCUGUUGAUAUGAAGAAAGGUUUGAUAUCAUGUCAUCGUUGUUUGAUAUAUCUGGGUGACCUUGCACGUUACAAGGGACUGUAUGGAGAGGGAGAUUCCAAAGGCCGUGAUUAUGCUGCUGCCUCGAGUUAUUAUUUGCAAGCUGUAUCCCUCUGGCAUUCAAGUGGCAAUCCACACCAUCAGCUUGCUAUACUGGCAACCUAUUCUGGAGAUGAAUUAGUGGCUGUUUACCGUUAUUUUCGGAGCCUGGCAGUGGAUAACCCAUUUUCAACUGCAAAGGAUAACCUUACUGUUGCAUUUGAGAAGAAUCGCCUGAUUUACUGUAAGCUGCAUGAGGCUACAAAAGCUUCUACUACCAGUGAAUCAUCCUGGCAGUUGACUGCCAAAGGAAGAGGCAAAGCAGAGGCAAAGCUCCAAUCUAAGAGUCCUAGCAUUGGAACCACCAUUGUCUCAGAAAGAGCAACCAGUGUUUAUGAUCCAUAUAAAACUUUUUGCAUCAGCUUUGUUCGUUUGAAUGGGAUCCUGUUCACACGCACUAGCUUGGAAACAUUUGCGGAAGUCCUUGCUCUGGCGAGCAGUACUUUGGUUGAGCUUCUUUCCUCUGGGCCAGCGGAAGAGCUGAAUUUUGGCCCAGAUGCUGCUGAGAAUGGACUUGUCAUUGUUCGUCUUAUCUCUAUUCUUAUAUUCACAGUAAACAGUGCAAGUAGGGAUGGUGAAGGUCAGAAUUAUGCUGAUAUUGUGCAACGGAGAGUUUUCAUUCAGAAUGCACUUGGUGCAGUCUUUGAGUUAGUGGGGCAUAUAUUAAUGAGAUGUGCACAGUUGCACGACCCUUGUUCGAGUUACCUGCUUCCUGGCAUUCUAGUUUUCAUGGAAUGGUUGGCUUCUUGUCCUGAUGUUGCAGCAGGCAGUGACAUAGAUGAUAAACAAGAAACUGUCAGAUCAAAAUUUUGGAACCAUUGGAUAUCUUUAUUAAAUAAGCUUUUGUCAGCUGGCUUGGCCAUUAUGGAUGCUGAAGAUGGGACCCACUUUUUCAAUAUGAGCAGGUAUGAGGAAGGGGAAACUGAAAAAAGGUUUGCUUUAUGGGAGGAUUUUGAAUUGAGAGGAUUCUUGCCCCUUCACCGUGCACAAAGCAGUUUGGAUUUUUCAAGGAAAUUUUCUGUUGGAGGUGAUGGUAACAAGGAGAAAAGUGCUCGUGUUAAAAGGAUUUUAGCAGCAGGAAAGUCUUUAGUAAAUGUAGUUAAGGUUGACCAAAAUACAAUAAUAUUUGAUCAUGUGAGAAAUUUCCUUUUUGGUAGCGAGCCGCCAGCAUCAAAUGAUUUCAUAAUCAUGCCUUUUUCAGGCAGUCCUGAGGUAGAUGGUGUGAAUCAAAUACUUCCAACAGAGAGUGCAAAAAAUGCCACUGUUGUGCAGCCAAAGGCACAAGUGUAUAUGGAAGGGGAAGAGGAGGAUGAGGUGAUUGUUUUCAAGCCAACAUUGCCAGAAAAGCGAAGUGAUUUGACCAUUUCAAAGGGCAUACCUAAUGAAGGCCUGGAGCCUGAAACAUACGAACUCGCUGAUAGUUUUCAGUGGCGUGAUGGAUCUGUUUCUGCUCAUCACAAUAAUCUUCGCCAGUUGUCUGCUUUCAAUACAAAUCCCAAGGCAUCUGUUUCUGUUGCCAACCACAUUAUGCAACAUUUGCAACCAACUCAACCGCACUCUCCAAUGUUAGACCAACAAGCUUCUCUUGCUAAUACCUUGAACAGUUUGAGCAUAUUGGAGAAUGGGCAUCUAACUAAACCUGGAAUGCAGGCAGAUCUAACCAGCAGAAAUACCUUGGCUGGUAAAGAACAGUUUCAUGAGGGUUCUGUUUCAGCUUGUCUGAGUGAUCGUCGCCUGCAUACUGCUUUUAAUGGAAACCCACCACCACCUGUUUCUGUUGGCAACCAAAAUUUGUCACAUAUGCAGCCAAUUCAUUUGCACCAUUCAGGGUGGUUGGACCAACAAGCUUCUCUGGCUAAUGGCUUGAAGGGUUCAAAUAUCUUGGAAAAUGGAUAUGUACGGAAAUCUGGAAUGCAACAUGAACUACCCAUUUCCCACUAUACUUCACUUUCACUUCCAGUCCAACAAUCGGUUGAUGCUAAUCCUAGUGGUAUAGCUUACAGUUUGGCAAAGGCCUCAGAAAUGAUAAUGCAAUCCAAGAUUGACAAUAUUUCAUCUUCUGGAUUUACUUCCAGCAGUUUUCCUGUAAAUACAUCCCCAACAUUGUCGACAAGUUCAAGAAAAAGUCCAGUAAGUCGACCUGCAAGGCAUAUUGGCCCUCCCCCUGGUUUUAACUCUGUCCCUCGUAAACCUGCAAAUGAGCCCAUGUCUGAGUCAGAUUUGAUGGCUGAUAAUCUUCCCAUGGAUGACUAUAGCUGGUUAGAUGGAUAUAAGUUGCCAUUACCGAUGACGGCCUCGGAGUUCAGUGAAUCUAUCAAACACUCUUCCCAGAUUAUUCCCCAUUCUGUCAGUAAGCACAAUGAGAUUGUGGGCCCAAGUAGCUUUCCCUUUCCAGGAAAACAAGUUCCGGCACAACAGUUCCCCUUGGAAAAACAGAAUGGGUGGGAGGGUGCCCAUAGUCUAGAACAUCUGAAUUUACAACAUCAGCAGCUGCAUCUGCAGCAACUCAUCAAAGGAAGUCAGCAGUUUAUCCCACUCCCAGAGCAACAUCAAAGACAGUCCAUAUGGACAGGUCACCCCCCUGUGUGAAUCACUUCGAAAGCAUUUGAUGCUAGUACCUGAAAGUGAUUGUGGUGGAUGUCCUUCAUCCUGCUCCUACCAUUUUGGCACUCCAACUUUGCAGCUCUGUCAAUUUUGUUUAGUUUUGUUGGAGCAUGGUGGUUUUGAGUCCUGCAGGCUCUUGCUGGUUAACAAAUCGUGCUGUGUUUCCCAGGCUGGAGGAAUCAAAACUGUGGAACACAUGUGAUGAAACGCAGUCCGGGUCUAUCCUUUCGGUGGACCGAAACGCAUGUUAAUAAGACCACCCAUUGGUUGUGGGUUUUGUCUCAAGCAGAUGGGUGGGAAUAAAGGUGACGGCAGUACAGUAAACUGUGAUAACAAGACUAGUUGUUGAAUUAGUUUUGUCGUGUCAGUAUCAUCCUAAUUGCAGUGUCCUGGUAGCCUGACCAUAUGGGAAUGCUGCUUGAUAGUUUGUUCCCCAGAACAUGCUAUAUCAUCAGAUGGAAUCGAUAAUAAGUGAUGUUACUCGGUCUGUUCUCUUCCAGAGAGCAUCAGUGCCAUGUUUGAUAUGCUUCUGAGGUGGAGGAGUUGGGUUGGGUUUAUGUUUGAGCUUGCUUGAAGAGCCUGAUAAGAUGGUAGUAGGUCUGAGGAGCAUGGCUAUAGUUAAUUUAGGAGGUGUGGGCGGGUGGUUACCAGUUCACUCAGUGGAGUGCCGCCACCCACACAGCAAUGUGUUGAGUGUGUGGGUUCCUGGGUUCAAUAAAGAAAGACUCCAUUUAGCUUAUUAUGUAUUUCAGUUUAUGGAUG
Diospyros lotus (date-plum) is the source of this 4153-nucleotide messenger RNA. Its product is annotated as nonsense-mediated mRNA decay factor SMG7-like. Gene Ontology annotation, cellular component: telomerase holoenzyme complex. Bases 170 to 3376 code for a protein of 1068 amino acids. Gene Ontology annotation, molecular function: protein binding; telomeric repeat DNA binding; telomerase RNA binding. The record is from RefSeq and is a predicted model, not a curated record. Lineage: Eukaryota; Viridiplantae; Streptophyta; Magnoliopsida; Ericales; Ebenaceae. The transcript is spliced from 9 exons. Gene Ontology annotation, biological process: nuclear-transcribed mRNA catabolic process, nonsense-mediated decay.